This is a messenger RNA of Astyanax mexicanus (Mexican tetra), 580 nucleotides long. Its product is annotated as lysozyme C. The record is from RefSeq and is a predicted model, not a curated record. The transcript is spliced from 3 exons. Lineage: Eukaryota; Metazoa; Chordata; Actinopteri; Characiformes; Acestrorhamphidae. The coding region runs from base 24 to 260 and encodes 78 amino acids.
ACUGCCCCAGUUCCUCAAGCGGUAUGUAUACGGAAGACUACGGCAUCUUCCAGAUCAACAACCGCCGGUGGUGUAGCGAUGGCAAAUUCCCCGGCAAAAAAGACUGUCCAUUCACCUGCAACCAGCUGUUCUCCCUCCAGAAUAGCAUUGAUUGUGCCAAGAUCAUAGUGCAGAAGCUGGGCAUGACACCCUGGAAAGGCUGGCGGUACGAAUGUUGGGGCCAAGAUGUGAGCAAGUACGUCGCAGGCUGUGGCGUGUAAAUGAAGACCCCGGAGUGAUGCACCCAAACGAGAUGCCUCUUCAAUUCCACACUGUUUCAAUUCUUUAGCCAGUCUUUUAACAGAGUAUUUACCCAGAAACUAGGAUAAGGAUAAACUAGGAUCGUUCCAUUGUUUUCAUAAAGAAUGAACCAUUUAAACCUAACAAACAUGUACUCCAACAUUUUGAUUUCUGAUUUUGCUAAACAUACUUGUUUCCCAAAACUGCCAUUGCCAAACUGUAUUAUAAAAAAUAAAUUGUAUAAUAAAAACAUUAUUGUAUUAUUUUUUAGUUUUAUAACGAUAAAGGAAAACUGACUACA